This is a messenger RNA of Lolium rigidum, 3000 nucleotides long. RefSeq lists its product as uncharacterized. NCBI's taxonomy places the organism in Eukaryota, Viridiplantae, Streptophyta, Magnoliopsida, Poales, Poaceae. The record is from RefSeq and is a predicted model, not a curated record. Gene Ontology annotation, biological process: regulation of defense response to fungus. The coding region runs from base 122 to 2452 and encodes 776 amino acids. The transcript has 5 exons.
CGCCGCCGCAGAGCUCUGACGGAGAACCGGAGGCGCCGACGCUAUCCCCGCCGUAGCUUCUGUCCGCCGCCGAGCGCCGCCGCGUACAGUCCACCAAGAAGGGGGCGGAGAAUCCGGCGCCAUGGGGAGCGAGGCGAAGGAGAUGAAGUACAGGCGUAGGGCCAGGGCACAGGAGCCGGUGGACUACGGGCAAUGCGGCGGCGACCGGGGCGGCGGCGCGGUGGACUGGGCCGCGCUGAAGCGGCAGGACCCGGCGGAGCUGCUCCGGCAGCUCGACGAGAUACGGGCCCAGAUCACCCGGUCCUGCGAGAUCGCGGGGCCGCCGCCGCCGCCCCCGCACCGCGUGGCCCGGCGCGCGGUCUCCAUGCGCCCUUCGCACGCGGACCCUGCCCCGCCGCCGCCGCCGCUGCCGGAGUACCACCGCUCACGCCACGCCGGCCGGUACGGGCACGGCCUGCCGCCGAGCUCUUAUGACCAGCGCUCCGUGUGCGACGAGAGGUACGGGAGGCAGCCCAGCGGGAGGUUCCGGCAGCCUCAGCCGCAGCCGCGCCCGGAGGGGCAGUGGGAGGGUCAUGGGUACGGUGGUCAGGGCCACCAGAGCUCGUGUCAGUGCGCGCAGUGCGUCCACGGCCAGCGUGCCGUGCCGGCGCAGGAGGAGAACAUCCCGAUGGCGAGGUUCUUGGCAGGGCAGCAGAGGCCGUCCUACCUGUUCGACAGGUCCUCGUCGAUAUCGUCGGAGUAUGACCGGAGGUCCGCGGCGUCGUCGCUGUACUCGCACCUCUCGAUGUCGAAGAGAAGGGUGGAGUAUUUCAGGAAGAAGGCCGAAAAUUUCUGCCGGCCAGUGAAGGGCGGCGCGCCUUUCGUCGUGUGCAGCUCUUGUAACCAGCUCCUGCAGCUGCCUCCUGGGAAAUGCACAGCAAGGAGGCAAAAUCAGGUUCAGUGUGGUUCAUGCUCAGAGGUUGUUAGGUUCAAGCUUAAAGGAGUGAAAGUUCACCCUCUGGUUCCACCAUCUUCUUUCGCUGUACCGAAAAGCGUAAGGAGUUCAGACCGCCGGAAUCGCCAGAGUUCUGGGUGGUAUCCAGAGCAGGAUGAUGACAGUUCUAGUUUCGGUAGCCACCGGCAGAAACGGGAUUUUUCGGACAAUUUAUCGCAGUCUUCUACUGGGAGUUGUGGUAGCAUCGACAAAGAGCGUGUGGCGAACAAGGGCAGUCAGUUGAAACCAGUGUCUACCCGCAGAUCUAGAUUUGCGGAUAGCCCGAAAGAUAUAUUAUGUCAAGGAGAUGCAGAGAGUCAAGCGGAAGCUCCAGCUGUUCGUACAAUCAGUCCACAGGCCUUGAUUAUAGAGGACAAACUUGUUGAUCCGUUUUCCAGUCAACUAAAAGUUUGCAGCGGCUGGGAUCAAAUCAAGAGCAAGAGAUAUGGCUUAAAUUGCAAAGGGGACUAUGAUGUUAGAGGUGAGAGCAAAUCUGAACAAAAGAGCAAAGAAAGUCAGCAGGAUGGAUUUGGUGAAGAAACUAUUAACAGGGCAUAUGGACAGAAAUUUAAGCAAAGUAAUGCAGACUGGCAUGACGGUCAUGUGGGUAACAAAAACAUGAAGAAGGCCAAUAGUGAUGACAGUAGCAGCCUCGAAGAUGAAGCUAUGAGCAAAAAAUAUGAAGAAAAGAGCAAACAAGAUGACACCUUUGAAGUUCAAGGUGUCAGUAAGAGAUAUGGCAACUGCAACAAAAAUGGUUAUAACGAUGUCCUUGAAGUUGACAGCAUAACUAAGAAAAGUGAAGAAGAGAAAGGAAAAGAUGAUUGUGCUAAAUCACUGUCCUCAAAUUGUGAAAAUACCAAGAUUGUAGCCAAAAAUGAGUUAUCAGUUAAUGAGCAAAGGGAUACUAGCUCUCGUUUUUCUUCUGAAGCUGGUCUAGAUGAAUUUCAUUCUCCAGCUGGUAAGAGUGGGGAUUCAUCAUUUUUUGGUGGUUUAUUGAAGAAAGGUUUCAAGGAUCUUUCUUUGUUCAACCAGUCUAUGGACAAUGUCAAGGUUUCGAUCAAUGGUCAUUCAAUCUCUGAACGUGCUCUUCGGAGGGCAGAGAAAAAAGCUGGUCCUGUUGGCCCUGGUUCAUAUUGGUAUGAUCAACGUGCUGGAUUUUGGGGUGUCAUGGGGCAUGAGUGCAGCGGCAUUAUCCCUCCAUUAAUAAGAGAAUUCAGUUACUCGAUGCCCAAGGAUUGUGCCGGUGGGAAUACUGGAGUUCUUGUGAACGGCAGAGAACUUCAUCAGAAAGAUUUUGAUUUGCUUGUAAAGAGAGGCCUUCAACGAUUCACUGGAAAGUCAUAUACCGUGGAUAUCUCAGGAAAUGUGAUCGAUGAUACAACUAACCAGAAAUUACGCAACCUUGGAAAGCUUGCUCCUACAAUCGAGAAGAUGAAACGUGGCUUUGGCAUGCACACCCCUGAAGAGACAAGUUAGCACUUUGUGGUGCUUUGGCAUGCACAUUCCUGAAGAGAUAAGUUAGCUUUUUAUCUAUGGUGUUGUUUCCUUGUUUGAUACGGGGUAUCCUCCAUCUUACUACACCCAUAAGCUGCCUAUGGGGGUAAACUCGUUGGACCCUGCCACCCUGGUAUGAAGUAGCUUUUUAAAUCAUGCCCCGACUACAAUCUGUGUGAGUGUGCAGCAGCCGCAAUACUCCAGAAACUGAGGCCACUACAUGCUACCACUAUUACUCGUCAAACCUAUUUCCACAAAUUUCAGUCCUGUUACUUGCAAUGUUCGUUGGAUAUAUCUGCUAAUCAUCUGGGCAGCUUCAAGUGUCUCCUGUUAUGAUGUUUUUCUCAUCUACCGCAUAUGCUCUCGAUACAGUUUUCCUCAGCAUAGGUAGCACUGGAAUGUUUGUCUGUAUGGGCUUCUAAUGUACUGGUAGAAUCUUUCUACCUGCUAGAACUGUAAAUAUCAUCUCCUAAGUCCUAAACCACCUCCUGCUUGGUGGCUGAUGUGUGUGUCCACUUUGCUAUCUGAAA